This is a messenger RNA of Effrenium voratum, 2359 nucleotides long. Lineage: Eukaryota; Dinophyceae; Suessiales; Symbiodiniaceae. The record is from the annotation of a GenBank genome assembly.
AAUAAAACAUGUUCAGGGAAAGAACAUUCCUUUUCGACGCCAUGGCUCGCCAUCGAGUUGGUCAAUCACGUCCUGGCUUCAAGGUUGUCUUAUUUGGUGUUGCAAGUGUCGUGCUGUGCUUCUUGCACCUGCCCAUCAGCUCACGUCAAGCUCUAGCAAUACCGGGCUCAGGCAGAGAAGACAUGCCAGUGAAGCGCAGAAUUCCCAAAGCAGAGGAUCCCGCCGUCUUCACCACCGACGUGUUCAUCCCCUUGGAUGAAACCAUUCGCAAGCUGGAUGUUUUGUUGCAAGAUGAGAGGGUGGUCUUUCUACGUGCUGGUGUGGCAAGCGGCAAGUCUACAUUGGCGCAGCAUUUGUGUACCACACAGCCGUCCAAGUAUUUUGGAGUCCAUGCCCCACUUGCAAAGGAUGCAACCAUUUUUGAGAUGUGGGAGAGAAAGAUGAGGGCAGCUGUUUGGGGACAAAACUCGAAUGUGAAAGACAAAGACUUGCAAGAUAUGAUAAGAUUGAUCUAUGACAAUGACCAAGUCCUGGUUUUCGAUGAAUGCCACUUGCUCUUUGCUUGCCCCGAGUUCCACGAGCAGUUCCUGAAAAAGCCCUCGUGUCUGAAAAGGCGUCCAAUGGUUCUGCUCUUAUCUGCAGCGUCUGAAGGAACAGAUCAGCAAGGACGGACCUACUUAACACCAGCGGCAGUUACUGCAAAGUACAUGUGGACUCCCCCAAUCCCACAUGCCAAUGAACUUGUUGAUCAACUUGCUGAGGCUGAUGUCUAUUUGUCCCAGGAUGCGGUUGCUUUCUUCAUGGACUUUUGUGCUGGACACAGAAGUCUAUUCAUAAGAAGCAUGGAAUGGGUGCAGCAGAAGCAAAGCGGGGACAGCACUCGCUGGGAUUUGACUCGCGCACAAGGCGAAGUCAGUCAGGCAUGGGACACAGACAAUUGGACAGAAACCCCAGAUGACAGCUUGAUGGGGAAGCUUCAGACUGUUCGCGCCAUUCGUGUCAACGGAGCUUUUUCAGACCCGCAGAGCAUACCGCAACAAUUUGUGGACAUCUUGUGCGAGGGUCCAACUGCUGGUAUGGACGCGAAUCUCCGGCGCAAGCUCACUUUAGUUGGUUUCACGCUUCCUGUUGUGCCAGCGACUGACAGAAUUCCAGAGGAGUUUACGCCAUUGGAUUGGGCAAAGCUCGGGACAAAAUAUGGCGUCGCCAAUUACAUGAUGGCUUCCUACUAUCGCCAAGCGCUUGCGAAGAAGCGGCAGCUGACAGUGGAUGUGGACAGAAGCCCAACUUCUUGCACAGAUUUGCUCUUGCGAGCGCUGCCAUACUUGCUUUUUGCAGAUGUGGUGGCCAUCCAAUGGGACAAGUUCGGAAUUCGUUCUGAUGUUUCGCAAGAAGAGCUCCCAUUUGAGGUUCACUACACCCAUGCCGCAGUUCGGGAGUUGAAGCGCUUGGUUGGCAAUACAAAUAGUUUGGAGAGCACAACUAAGGGGAAGGUUGACAUCUAUACUACGUUGGAGGACGGUUCAACUUUCGCCAUUGAAGCGGUCAUGUCUUCUCGGGGAGCAACCAGCAUUGCUAAGCAUCGAGAUCGCUUUGAAAGCGCGUCGAUGACAAACUAUGCACAUGCACAGCACAAGUGCUUGCUGAUCAUUGGCAAAUGUGGAGACAUGAGAGAGAUUGUGGGAAAAGUGCGGGACGGUAUAGAAGUGGUCGGACUUGCGCCCAAUCCAUCGCACACCGGCUACUAUGUCUACGUCAAGCGGCAAGGUGAGAAAGUUGUUGACUUCCACAUCCCGUGCGAUGGAGUUGCAAGAGGGUUCUCCUGGAAGGAUGAAGAACCAUUCUUUGAGAUCAGUUCUGCCCAGAAAUUCAAGUACAUUGAGCCAGGCAGUGCCGCCCCGCAACGACCCCCAGCAGUGUGGGUCUGUCAGCUGGGAAGCCCUGACGGCAAGGACUUCAAGGUCAUUGGCAACCCCUUUCAAGUUAAGGGAGUUUUGGCAAACGUGGAUGAUCUUAAAGAAGCUAUUGAGAAGAAGGAGAAGCUGACCAUUGCUGCGUCCAAGAUUGACAUUUACAGCAAAGAGGACGGUCGCUGGGUCAAGGAGGACAAAAUGUCAGAAAGUCUGCGCUUCCGAUGCCUUUCGAUUUUGGGUUGCCGCCCAGCUGUCAGGGCAGACUGCUAUGGGUACAUGUUGCCAGCUGGAGCUGCUGGAGCCGCAUAGUUCGAGGCUUCUGCUGGCUGCGGCCACUGUUCUCGGCUGAGGCAAUGCUGGCGCACAACGUUUCACCUCGUACAGUGACAAAAGCAUGCGUUCGCAGGCACAGUUGUUUCGUUGCAGUGCGACUUUGCUUGACUCCU